Molecule: messenger RNA, 747 nt
Organism: Blastomyces dermatitidis ER-3
Lineage: Eukaryota; Fungi; Ascomycota; Eurotiomycetes; Onygenales; Ajellomycetaceae
Exons: 2
Coding region: 1-747 (248 amino acids)
Source: RefSeq, a predicted model, not a curated record
AUGAGCGAUGUUCCAAAUGAUUUGUUGCGAACCAAAGGUGUGGCUGAUGAACAACUAGCACUGAAUGAGGGUGCACGGGGCCGUAAUAUGGGGGACUUAGAAGAUGAUAGAGACCAUGAUGGUAUUCGAGGGCAUCCUAGAAAACGGGUGCGAUCUGUCUCUCCAGCGUACUCAGAACACUCCGUUUCUACAAUCUCAACAAACCGCUCUUGGUCCCGAUCUCCACAGCGAAAACGAGCUACCUCGCCCUCCCGUUCUAGAUCAAACGAACGCAGAAGCACGAGAAACAGAAAUGUUUCACGAGACUCACAUAUUUCUUCUUAUUCUUUUGAAAGAAACGCAAGCACAUUAAAAGGGAAAGAACGGGAUUCAAGGCGAAGAAGGAGAUCACGGAGCCCAGUUGAACGAGGGCGACAGUAUGACUCAGGCAGACGCGGCAGUUGGAGAAACAGAUCGCGAAGCCAGAGUAUGGAUAGAAGCUCAAUUGCAAAGCACCGGCGAUCAUUAACUCCUUACUCUCCCGAACGAAGCGGUCGGCAUACAGAGUCUGGUCGCGCCCGGCGCCAACGCACCCCCAAGGAAUCCCAGAAUAUUUCACGGAGUCCUUCAAGGGAACGGGGUUACCAACCUCCUUAUGAUAGGGGUAGAGGAAUACCCCAAAAGCCACCACCGCGCAAGGAACGAAGCUUAAGCCCCUUCAGCAAACGCUUGGCGUUAACUCAGGCGAUGAAUAUGAUGAAUAGGUAA